GAACGUGAAAGGGAACAUGAAUAUGUUCUGCUGAAGCAAUUCGCUUGCACGUUUUACGGAUUGAUAUUUUACACGAGCAAAUAGCCUAAUUCGUAGCAAUUAUGUCAAGGUACCAUAAAGCUGCCAUUGAUGGCUACUUGGACCUUUUGAAAGAAGCGACGAGGAAAGACUUGAACACCCCAGAUGAAGAUGGCAUGACGCCGACACUCUGGGCAGCUUUUCACGGUAACGUCGAAGCGCUUCAGCUUAUCUGUAGUAGAGGAGGAGAAGCCAACAGAAGUGACAUCUGGGGUAACACUCCCCUGCACCAUGCGGCCAGUAAUGGACACAUGGCCAUCCUCAGCUUCCUCGUUAAUUUCGGGGCUAACCUCUUUGCCCUGGACAACGACUUCCACACCGCCAUGGACGUGGCGGCGUCGCGCGACCGCAUGGACUGCGUGCGCUUCCUGGACGCCGCCGCCUCGCAGCAGACCUCCCGCAACGCCAAGAAGGUGGCGAAAGUGAAGGAGCAGGCCGCCAAGGAGGCGGAGCAGCGGGUGAAGAAGUGCGAGAAGGUGAAGAAGAGGCACCAGAGCAAGAUGGACCGGCUCCACCGCGGCGUGGCGCCCGAGGCCAGCCCCUCCGGCCACCCAGGCACCGGCCCCGUCGACGGCGUCAACGAACAGUUCUCCAAACUCAUCGCCUCAGACACCACGGGCUCGCUCUCGGCUCGCGUAAAGGGCACCCUGCAGCGCAAGUUGGGCAAGAAGGACAGGGGCGUGGCCGAGCCUCAGGGCGACGGGAACGUCAUCUUCGUCAAGCAGGAGAACGGCACGCCGGGCAGGCCGGACUUCAUGGGCGUCUUCAGCGAGCAGGACGAGAUGGAGGAGGGGGAGGAGGGGGACUCCAGGGGGAUGGAGGACGACGAAGACGAGGAGGAGUCCGAGGAAGAGGAGGAGUCGGGCCAGGCCAGGGAAUCCAUAUUCAAGAGGCCGGGGCUGGGGAACAUGGUGUUCCGGAAAAACUUCUCCCUGGAGAUGGGCGUGGAGCCGGACGAGUUCACAAGCGGGGACGGAGACGACUUGGGCUUCCGGAUCCGCAGCGAGGUGUUCCAGCCCGAGGAGGCGGGGGGCGACAUGGAGCCCGACCUGCCCUGGAACGCCGAGGAGAUCGGGCUGGAUGAGGAGGAAGAGGAGGAGUCCCCGCUGGCGGGAUUCCUGGCGGCCCUGGGCCUGCUGGACUACGCUCCGGUGCUGGCCCGAGAGCAGCUGGAUAUGGAGGCUCUGCUGCUCUGCUCUGACGCCGACCUCAAAGGCCUCCGCAUCCAGCUGGGUCCCCGAAAGAAGAUCCUGGAGGCCGCCGCUCGCAGGAAGUCCGCCCUCCAGAACCCCGGAGUCAUGGCCGAUUCCGCGCUGUGAGAGAGGAAGAGGAGAGAGGAGUAAGAGCAGGAGUUCAACACGGUUGAUUGCGCUUCAGGAUCAGCUUGCUUUUAGGGCUUUUUAUUGACAUGGAAACUGUCUGUCUCUGUCUGUUUCUGUCUACUGUAAUCAGGGAUUGUUGGUGUGUAUGAGUGUGUGUAUGUCUUAAUGAUACUUUCUAGAACAUUAAGUUGCACCGCCGCUUAAUUCAUUGUAUGGUUAUACAAAAU
Messenger RNA from Conger conger (European conger), 1627 nucleotides. RefSeq names its product ankyrin repeat and sterile alpha motif domain containing 4B (gene anks4b). NCBI's taxonomy places the organism in Eukaryota, Metazoa, Chordata, Actinopteri, Anguilliformes, Congridae. The transcript is spliced from 2 exons. The record is from RefSeq and is a predicted model, not a curated record. Gene Ontology annotation, molecular function: protein binding. Bases 102 to 1397 code for a protein of 431 amino acids.